Molecule: messenger RNA, 669 nt
Organism: Vavraia culicis subsp. floridensis
Lineage: Eukaryota; Fungi; Microsporidia; Pleistophoridae
Exons: 1
Coding region: 7-657 (216 amino acids)
Source: RefSeq, a predicted model, not a curated record
CUGCGCAUGUUUUUCUAUUUGAUCGCUUGUUAUUGUUUAGACUUGACCCAGCAAAAAUGGCUGAUAACACCGAAGGUGAACAGCAAUGCAUAUUUACAGCUAAAAGAUGGCAUGAUAGGCAUUAUCAAGGACGUAUUUCCACUAAACUACGAUGAUGACAGGGUUGUCAGUUUUACGGCGAAGAACCCGAAAGAGUAUGCACAGAAACUGGCAAAACAGAGGAAAACGCCAACCGAUGAGCCCUUAAGCGAGGAUGUAUCGUUUAUGAUCAAUUUUAAUGAAGGAAAGAUGUGCAAGUUGGACAAUUUUAGGAGUCUCAUUCCCUGUGAGGGAUCACCUAGAGAGAGAAGUACGUGGAGAGUUAACGAAACGAGCAACGGAUUUAAAAUCAUCAACGGUGAUAUGUGUCUGAAGGUGACUACGGUUGGUGACAACUUAUACACGAACACGUUGGAAGUAGAAUUAGAUGAAUGCAUGGAUGAUUUGACCUUCUACUGGGAUAUUGAGAUUAUGCCAAGGAACUUUUCAUUACCUGAAGAUCUUGACGAGAAGUACGAAAUAUUUGUACCUAAGCAUACGGGAAUAAACGGUGAAGAGAUUAAUGGUCAUAACAUUUUCCACUAUGGAAAAUAUAAUAGACAUGUAAAGUAUGAUUAAAAGCAUGUUUUG